Messenger RNA from Onychostoma macrolepis, 4228 nucleotides. RefSeq names its product polypeptide N-acetylgalactosaminyltransferase 6-like. NCBI's taxonomy places the organism in Eukaryota, Metazoa, Chordata, Actinopteri, Cypriniformes, Cyprinidae. Bases 425 to 2284 code for a protein of 619 amino acids. The record is from RefSeq and is a predicted model, not a curated record. The transcript has 12 exons. Gene Ontology annotation, cellular component: Golgi apparatus.
GAACGAAUGGCACCUGUUGCGUUCAAAGGGAAGCCGGGAGGCCAGUGCUGCUGGUCGCGUGAAACCAUCGCGCGCUUAGUGAACCACAUACAUCUAAAACGCGAGGUUACAGAGUAACAAUAUCCGUCCAUCGACUCACAGCUCAAACAAACGGUGCCGCGUUAGACAAGGAACCGCGUAUCUGUCUAGAUAAUCUGCUUCUGGGAGAAGCACAUGAUUGACUUAAAUUAUUACAGUUAGUCAGAUCACAGGCGACGUGUCACAGUUUUGAAGUGUAUUUAUGCAAAGAUCCCAACGCCACCCAUUAAGUGUAGUGGGAGUGUGCGGUGAGCCACCUGCUGCCACGUGGAUCCAGCAGGGCGAAGGAAGGAUCAGGUGCAGAGGGUGUUUGUUGUCAGUUUGGUGAUCAAGAUUGGCCAACAGAAUGCGUCUGAGACGUCGUCUCUCCCCCCUGAAGCUUACUGUUCUGGGUGGCACACUUUUUAUGGUCAUUCUGGUGGUGCUCCAGAGGGACGUUGGCAGCGGCUCGCUUCAGGACCCCUGGCUACAAGAUCUCUCUAACAAAAAGGAGAGGGUGUUCGAGAUGGUCCGCGGGGCUGUCAAUAACUUUGCCUUCCAGAUCGGAGCCCCACAGCCCCCAUCGGUGGGAGUGGUGCCCACCCCGGACCAAAACUGCCCCCCGGGUUUCUACACUCAGGUGGAUCUCAAACCGUGGAUUGAGAGACCUCCUCAGGACCCUCAAGCACUGGGAGCCAAUGGCUUAGCCUUCCAGAAAGCCAGCAUGACUGCGGAGGAGGAGAAGGAAAAGCAGGAGGGCAUGACCAGGCACUGCUUUAACCAGUUUGCCAGCGACCGAAUCUCUUUGCACCGCAGUCUUGGAGAUGACACCCGUCCACCCGAGUGUGUUGAGCGGAAGUUUCGCCGAUGUCCUCCACUCCCCACCACGAGUGUGAUCAUUGUGUUUCAUAACGAGGCAUGGUCAACACUUCUGCGCACCGUGUACAGUGUGCUGCACACCUCCCCGGCGGCCUUCCUCAAAGAAAUCAUACUGGUGGAUGACGCCAGCAUGGCAGAACACCUCCAUGAGAAGCUGGAUGAGUAUGUGAAGUCACUGAAGAUCGUGAAGGUAGUGCGUCAGCCGGAGAGGAAGGGCCUCAUCACCGCGAGGCUUCUCGGAGCCAGUAAAGCUCAGGGAGAAAUCCUCACCUUCCUAGAUGCUCACUGUGAGUGUUUCCAUGGCUGGCUCGAGCCUCUCCUUGCUCGCAUUGUUGAGGAGCCCACUGCUGUGGUGAGCCCCGAAAUCACAACCAUUGAUUUAAACACUUUCCAGUUCCACAAGCCUGUGGCGUCUGCUCGUGCCCAUAACAGGGGCAACUUUGACUGGAGUCUCACAUUUGGCUGGGAGGCCAUUCCAGAUUACGAGAACGCUAAACGCAAAGAUGAGACGUACCCAGUAAAAACUCCAACAUUUGCCGGUGGUUUGUUCUCUAUAUCUAAGGCCUAUUUUGAGAAAAUUGGGACCUACGAUGAUAAAAUGGAGAUAUGGGGUGGAGAAAACAUCGAGAUGUCUUUCAGGGUGUGGCAGUGUGGCGGACAGUUGGAGAUAAUCCCCUGCUCCGUCGUGGGUCAUGUGUUCCGCACCAAGAGUCCUCACACCUUCCCCAAAGGUACAGAGGUCAUUACACGUAACCAGGUGCGCUUGGCUGAGGUGUGGAUGGAUGACUACAAGCUGAUUUACUAUCGCCGCAGCCAAAGUGCAGCUAAAAUGGCCGAAGAUAAAAACUACGGUGAUCUAUCUGACCGUUUGAAACUCAGAGAAACCUUACAAUGCAAGAACUUUUCUUGGUACCUAACCAAUGUCUACCCAGAAGCCUUUGUCCCUGAUCUCACCCCUGUCAAGUUUGGAGCUCUCAAGAAUAGGGGAUCACAGCAAUGUCUGGAUGUUGGAGAAAGUAACAAUGGGGGAAAGCCUGUGAUUAUGUAUGUAUGUCACAACAUGGGCGGCAAUCAGUACUUUGAAUAUACAUCACAUAAGGAGCUGAGGCAUAACAUAGGGAAACAGCUCUGCCUACACGCGUCUCCUUACCCAGAGCCAGUGAAGAUUGAGCUCUGUACGCUGAAGGGCAAAGGCAGCAGUUUGACUCCGGAACAAGAAUGGGUGUUCGCAGAAGAGGACCUGCUUAAAAAUCCGUCCUCUGGAAAGUGCCUCCAUAAAAAAGGAGACAAGAUAUUAAUGAGCCCCUGCAAUCCAGCAGACCAUCACCAGCAGUGGACUUUCAGUUGACCUCACACUCCAGUCGAGGAGCAAGGACGUUCACUCCCAUAAGACCCACGAGGGAGGACCAGCAGCUACAGCUCAGGCUGACAAACUCACUGUAGGCCUGAGCGGAUGCACUGGGAGUGUAUUGGAUAGUUCAUAUCCAUAAGCUCCUGAAGACAUUAUGAUCAGACUGGGGUCAGGAUGCUCAGGGAAAACAGUGGAGAUCAUGCACAUCAACCCACUGGAGCAUUACAGAGUGAACAAUCCAGCAGCUAGAUUGUUUACUUGAUGCAAUUUAUUGCCUUAUUGAUGAUGUUUACUGCUGCUUUAAAAUGGUGUAGGUUUUAUUUAUUUUUAAAGAAAUGGAAAAUUAAAUAUUUUUGGAACAUUGUUAGUGUUAAGGCCAAUGAACGGCCGGCCUUGCCAACUAUACAUGUGAUGUUUGUAUGAUCCUAAUCAUUUGCACAUGCUGCAGGGGAUGAGGGUUUUCUUCAGCUCUAGUAAACCGUCACAAGAGGUAGUUUCAGAUCCUUCUCUUGUGUUUUUGAAGCCGUCAGUAUGUAUAAAGCAACAUGUGACUUGCAUUCCUUGAUUGUUUCAGUGUGCUGAGGUCUUUUGGGGGAAAUCAUGCUCUAAUGUAUACAUGAAGAGAUCAGAUGCAAAUCCCUCUAAAUCCAUCAGACUUCUUUUCUUUUAAAUGAGCAUUUUUUUUAUCAGGCUCUUAUGAUCAGGUUCAGUAGUUUCAUUUUAAAGAUAACGAUAAGGUAAUUAGUUCGUGAAUAAAAUAACUUUUUUUCAAAAAUCUCACUUUAGACAAUCCAUUGGUUUUUAACAUUGUUAGAUUUUCUUUUGCGUCAAAACCAGCUAAAUCCACCUCUUUGGGACAAGACAGUAAAUAGGCCCAGUUGAAACCCUGUCUGAAUACAGGUAAAAAUCCCCCAAAAAUAUUUAAAAAAAAGAAGGAAAAAAAAAAGAUUCACACAGUAUAAGCACAAUGGUAUAAAAUGGCAGCAUGUUUAUUUUAACAACAAAAAACAGACGUUUCACAAACAACCCAACAUUAAAAAUGCAUUAAAAUACAUACAUCUGGCAUAACAUUCAUACGAGAGAGAAGAAUGGCGUCUUGUUUGACUUUGUCGUUUGUGAAAUAGAGCUGUUGUUUGAUGUAUAAUAAAUCAGAUUCCUUCAAAGUAACCGCACUGCACGAAAAACUGUUACGAACGCAUGCUACACUUGAGACCGAGCCAUUUCCAAGUUUUGAGGUAAAUAACGUUUUCUUCUGCUAUUCAAUGUCAGUAGGACAGGCUCAUCCAUUUCAUCGUGCUCCAUCUUUUAUGAAUCUGAAUCUAAAACAACCUCCACAGAAAAAUCAGCUCCUCAGCGCGCCACUAUAUUGAAACCGCUCGAAAUCAUAUGAUUCGAUUCGCGCCUUCUGAUUGGUUGUCGGAACAUAGCGGCUUUUGCUGCUAAAGGGAAGUGGCGUUUAGAGGCUUUUGCAUCUGAACUCUUCGCAUGUAAUUAACCGUUUUAUCCUCUUCACCUCUACAUUAUUAUUAUUUAUGAAUUUUGACUGCACAGAUUUAUUCUUUAAUAAUUGGAAAUUUCAAAUAUUUGAUGAUUUUCAUGUAUAAAAAAUACACACUUGUAUUGUUUUUCAAAACGCAUUCUGUUCUGGUUGUUAACGGUUUAAAAAAUGUGUUUAAAAAUUAUUCAGCAGUUUAUGAUUCUUAAGGUCCACUGUCCUGCGGUAUUUAUCUCCAACACUAAUCAAGCACACCUGCUUGUAAUCUCAAAGACCUGAUUAGCUUGUUCAGGUGUGUUUUACUGGGUUUGGAGCUAAACUCCUACAGGAGCAGAAUUGAAGAGCUAGUUACUGCUGUUAUCAUCACAAUGAAAUUGUGAUAACUUGAUAUUGACCACUAUUGUGAUCCGCAAAAGAAAUAAAGCAUCAAAAAGCUUCCAAACUUU